Molecule: messenger RNA, 3944 nt
Organism: Acanthoscelides obtectus
Lineage: Eukaryota; Metazoa; Arthropoda; Insecta; Coleoptera; Chrysomelidae
Source: the annotation of a GenBank genome assembly
GCCUUUUCCUAUUUGUUGACAUCAUUGGUCUCUUGACAUUUUGAAUCCUGACGUAUGAUCUGACGUCUAAUGUCUAAUUAAAAACCAUGGCGGCGACUGCUCAAGUUCGUGGAAUAUCCAGAGUUUUGGAAAAAUUAGAAAAAUCCGUUAAGGAUGGAAACUUUUACGAGGCUCACCAGAUGUACAGAACAUUAUAUUUCAGGUAUUUGGGACAGAAAAAAUACAAGGAAUUAAAGGACAUGCUAUAUAACGGAGCUCUGCUGUUCCUAGAACAUGACCAGCAACUCAGUGGCGCAGAUCUGGCAAUUUUGUUAGUGGACGUGUUAGAAAAAUCGGAAGAGAAUGAUUACGUGACGUGGGCCUCAAAAUUAUCGAAAGUAUUCGGUAGAUUGAGUUCAUUAACUCCAGAAAGGGACACAUUCCUAGCACACGCCAUACGUUGGUCUUCUAAAGGUUCCACACAUGGCCAUCCUGUCUUUCAUAGGAGUAUAGCGUUGGUGUACUGGGAAGAAAAAAACUAUGCACAAGCACGCCACCAUUUCAUCUAUUCUCAAGAUGGAAAAAGUUGUGCAAAAUUGCUGAUUGAGUUCCACAUGAAGCAAGGCUUCAAGGGUGAAGCAGACCUGUUCAUCGCUCAAGCCGUCCUCCAAUACCUGUGCCUGAAAAAUAAAAAUACUGCUAAUCAGACCUUCACUAGCUAUACAGAGCAGCAUCCAAGAAUUAGAAGAACUAGUCCGCCUUAUUUGUUCCCGUUGUUGAACUUCAUAUGGUUCCUUUUGAAGGCUAUUGAGAGCCAAAAACUUCAGACAUUUGCAGUGCUGUGUGAACAAUAUGAACCUAGCAUCAAGAGGGAUCCAUGCUAUAUCCAGUACCUGGACAAGAUAGGACAAAUCUUUUUUGGUCUUCAACCUCCAAGACAAGAGAGAAGUGGAGGUCUUUUUGGCAAUAUCUUUGAGAGCUUCCUGGGCAGUCUUGAAGAUGAUAGCGACGACGAGCCUGUCCACCAGCAAAGAUCAACUGCUUCUCAUCAAACGCCUUCCACGUCAACGUCCAGUAGACAAAGCGCUACGGAGCGACUGGUAGAAAAUCAAGACCUAGAUUAAUCAAAAACCCACAGUCGAAGAUUGUGCGGAUAUUGUGAUUGUGUCUCAACCAGAUACACAGUAACAGCCAUUGGGGGGUAUUUAUUUCUGUUGAAGUGUUGGUGAUGACUGUCAUAGAAAAUAAGGAAUGUCAUUGGGAUUAAGAGUGAAACUUGUGAGGCUUUUGUGUUUUAAUAUUGGUGAACUGUAUUGUAUAAUGAAAGUCUGUUCUUUGGCUGAAUAUUAUUUGGUUGUGUCGCGUGGUUAUAAUGAUAAUUCAUUGAAAUCAGUUAUGUUGUGAGCUGAAUCCAACUUCUGAAAAAAUUGAAAAAUGCAAUUGUGACAGAUUUUUGAACGACUUUGUAACUAAAAUCCGGUGGUAUUUCAAAGUCUUACAAACUUAUAGGUUAUGGGCCCAUACAUACAAGAUCAAUGAACAUUUUCUCGUUUUGGUUAUCGUUACCACUUUCGUGUCUAUUUCCUUAAAUGUAGAAAGUAAGCAAUACUAACCUCAUAAAAUGAGUUAUAUCAUUCCUGCAGUGGAGCCUAUAUACCAGAAGAAACUAUGGUAGUGCUGUUCGUGCUGUAAAAGCGAGCAGGGAACUUGAUGCUUGAAGUACCAAUAGUGCUUUCGCAGGGUUGCCAUGUUUCCCUAAAUUUUGUAGAUUUUUACUCGAGGAAUUUUUGGGGAUAUAAUGUUCUGGGUAAAUCACGUUUCGCGGACAGAAAGCACCUCCCGCUCUUUGAAUCUAACCUACCCCUUUCGAUUAAUCAAUUUUGAUUUGGGCGAUUUUUAUUUUUGAAAAAGAAUGGAAGCAGGAUUCAUUGUGCUUGUUCUGAGGAAAUUCUGUACCACCCAUCUGGCAACGCUGCGCUUUGAUAGAUUCGACAUAUGAAUACUUUCCUAAUGCUGUAAGAUAUGUCCAGUUGAAUUUGUUGACAACCCUGGCCAGGAGGGGUAUUACGUAACUUGGGAAGUUUUUUUCAUAUCGUAUAGGUUUUUUAUGAUAUGUAGGUUUUCUGUAUGUAGCUGUUCGCUUCAUGCUCGCUGGCAGCAGGCGCGGAAUGAACUAUUAGACACUACCAGCUGUCGAGUCAACAAGUUGACAUUUUAUCGUUUUUUUAGGUCAUAACCCUGUCCUUCCUAAGGGCCGUAUCUUCAGUCGUUCCUACAAACGUAGGACGCCUUUAUGGCAUCCUUGAUGUUCAUAGUUUAUCUACUGCUGUUUUUGAUUUAUAUCACUUGUUUUAUUAGUCUGAAAUUUCCUACAAUUCAAAAAGAAAACAGCCUGACAUGGAACAGUAGGCAUCUAGAAAUGCCCCAGCCUUUCUGAGGAAGAGAAAAUACUAUGAAAAUCAAGGAGGCUAUAAAGAGAAUUGUAGGUCGCCUUUACGGCCUCCUUGAUUUUCAUAGCUUCAGCACUCUCCUAUUGUAAGGCUACGUUUUCCUUUUGAAUUGUAUGAAAUUUCAGGCUAUAUAACGGAUGAUAUAAAUCAAAAGCAUGAACAAUUUGAAGCAAAUAGAUAUUUGUGACAUAACCUCAAACUAGAGCUCGGGCACGGAACAGUGGAAAACUAUGAAAAUCAAGGAGGCCAUAAAGGCGACUGACGAUACGGCCCUAAGGUAUAUAGGCUCCAUGGUUUCCUGCAUUUGAUAUAAGAAUUGCUAUGCAUGAAAAUAACUAAAAAAAUUGAGGCGGAUUCAACCAAAGCUUGAAUAUGGUAUGUCCACGUGGUUUUUGUAACUAUGAAGAAUGCGAAUGGUAAUUCUGAGUAAUCGACUGGAAUGAUAAUCAAUCUAUCCAUAUGUAAUUAUGUAUAUACAAUCAAAAAAAAUCUAGUAUCAUGUAAACUUUUAUUUAUGUAUGAACCCCCUCAAGAAAGCUCAGCUUCAAUGUACGUAUUUUUUUUCCAUAUUACUACUUCCAAAUUUGUGGAUAUAAUCUACUAUAAUGUGUAUUGAAAGUUUGUACAUAGGAAAGUAUAUUUUUGCAAGACCCUUACUCACACUUGAUCCUUGCAUGUUGGCAUAUUUUUAUCAAUAAAGGAUUAAAUCUCUAGUCACACUGAAAGCACAUCCUAGUUGUGAUGGUUAACUAAUGGUAUUUUGAUAUAAUGUCACCUGUAUUUAAUGGAAUUUUUUGUUUAAUCCUCUUCACUUUUUCAGAAAGUUGGUCAAUUGUUUCUUUAAUCAUAACCUACAGCAAGAGCAAUUGUUGAUGCGUAUUUUGGGUUUGACUGUGUAAUUAUUGAAUAUAUACAUACUGAGGUUUUGCCUUUAUUACUUAAUCUUUUUCCUGUAUUUUUAAAUAAAUAUUAUUAAUUACUUUUAUUUUGUUUUUCCUUCAGGACAGCAAAGUGAUGAUAUAGGCACUUUAUUUCCUUGAUGACAAAAAUCACAUAUCUGUGACUCAGUUUAUUGUUAUUACAUGAAUUUACAUUUUUGACAAGUGAAUAAACGCUAUUUCAUAACAAAAAGCCUUUGCAUCCAGUUCCUGAAAAUCGCACAAAACUUAGGGCCGUAUCGUCAGUCAAAAUUGUAGGACGCCUUUAUGGCCUCCUUGAUUUUCUACUGUUUCUCUCUAUUUUAAGGUUAUGUUAAAAAUAUCUAUUUGCAUCAAAUUGUUCAUGUUCAUGCUUUUAAUUUACAUCAUCAGUCGUAUCAGCCUGAAAUUAUCUACAUUUCAAAAAGGAAACAGCCUCACAUUAGGAAGGUGCUGACGCUGACAGGCAACAGUAGAAAUCUAGAAAUACACCAGCCUUUCUGAAGGAGAAACAAUAUUAUGAAAAUCAAGGAGGCCAUAAAGGCGAAGGCGUGCUACAAUAAUUGUAAGAAGUAAGAAGGUCUGACGAUCACAAAAC